AUGGAUACUGAGAAUUCGCAAUGUUUAUUAUCAUCAUCAUCUUCUUUACCUCAACAGCAAAAUCAAGUCGAAUCGUACAUAGGAAACUACGUCACUCUGAUUUCUAACUGCGAUUUACGUUACGAUGGUCUUCUCGGUUACGUCAAUCUUCAAGACUGGAUUCUAGUUCUCCAAAACGGAAGAGGCAGUAACGGAUUUUAUGUUAUGCCUUCUAAUCAAGUUUUCGAAUACAUUGUUUUCAACGGAAUUUAUCUAAAGAAAAUACUAGUUCAGCCUUCUUCUACGCGUUACGGUUACGGUGUUUCACCAAAAGGAGCUAAGAUACAUCAGAAAGUUCCACUAAUCUCCAAUGAAAACAUCGAAAAACCGCAAGCUACUACGGAUUCUGAGGCUUCCUCGGUUAAUGGAUCAGUCAAUGAUAGAUCACUCAUUGCUUCAAAUCCGCUUGCUCAACCACAGUUUCCCGGUUCAUAUCCGUUUGCUCAACCACAAUUUCCCGGUUCAAAUUACUACGAUCCUCGGUCUUUGCCUAACUAUGGUUUACUUAAUCAAGCUCCUACAAACAAUGCCUCUGAGGCAAUGCUUACUCCAACAAACCCAUCUCAAAGCUUUUUUACCAUAGUACCACCGAAUUUUGGAAGAUAUUAUUCUGAGACAGUGAAUCAAAACUUCAAGAAUUACAAACUUUGGGGUCCUUCCAGAAACAAUAAUCAAAAAGAUGAAACUGCGCGCAAUCCGUUAGACCCUAUUGAGAGACCUUACCAUCCAUUUGGCCCUAUUGAGAGACCUUUGGACUAUUCCGAGGAAAUUUAUAAUUACAUACAAAGUGGCUUCUAG
Messenger RNA from Arabis nemorensis, 837 nucleotides. The record is from the annotation of a GenBank genome assembly. Lineage: Eukaryota; Viridiplantae; Streptophyta; Magnoliopsida; Brassicales; Brassicaceae.